Messenger RNA from Ilex paraguariensis (yerba mate), 2893 nucleotides. NCBI's taxonomy places the organism in Eukaryota, Viridiplantae, Streptophyta, Magnoliopsida, Aquifoliales, Aquifoliaceae. The record is from the annotation of a GenBank genome assembly.
AACAAGAUCUAGUGAGAGAAGAAACCGAGGGAGGCCACCAUUUUUCACGGCGAUGGUGAAACCAAUCUCUUCAAUUUCAAAUCACUGUUCUCAACCCAUCACCACUAUAAAUUGCCCCAUUUGGAAACAAUGUUUCAAAUUCACUAAACCAUUCUCUCUCUCAUUUCUUCCACAAAAUCCAACAACCCAGAAAAAACUAUCAUCUUCUUCGAUUUGUUUCCCGUCGAUAAAUCCCGUCUUCGCUUUUCAGAGGACCCAGUCUGAAGUCGAAUUUACCGAGACAGAGGAGAAAGAGGAAAAGGUAAAAGUGGUAAUACCAAUGACGAUUACGCCGGCCGUUCGCAUUUCCGAUCGGAAAUUGAUCGUGAAGGACCGGACGAUCCUAACAAAUGUGCCAGAAAAUGUGAUCACCACUUCCGGCACGACAACCGGUCCGGUGAAAGGUGUGUUCGUCGGUGCGAUGUUUGAUGAAGAUAACAGCAGACAUGUGGUGUCCCUCGGUACGUUACGUGACGUACGGUUCAUGGCAUGUUUCAGGUUCAAGCUUUGGUGGAUGGCUCAGAGAAUGGGAGAUCAAGGACGUGACAUACCAUUAGAGACACAGUUCUUACUCGUUGAAACCCAAGAUGGGUCUCACCUAGUGUCCGAUGAUGGAGAUGAAGAGAAUCAGAUCGUUUAUACUGUGUUUCUUCCUCUAAUUGAAGGCCCAUUUCGAGCAUGUCUUCAGGGAAAUUUACAAGACGAGCUCGAGCUUUGUCUUGAGAGUGGUGAUUCGGAGACAAUGGCGUCGGCGUUUACUCAUUCGGUGUAUGUUCAUGCUGGGACAGACCCGUUUGGGACCAUCACGGACGCCAUUAGAUCUGUGAAGUUUCAUCUCAAGACUUUCAGGCAACGCCAUGAAAAGAAGUUGCCCGGAAUUGUAGACUAUUUUGGGUGGUGCACAUGGGAUGCUUUUUAUCAGGAAGUGACUCAGGAGGGUGUUGAGGCCGGUCUCCAGAGUCUCGCCGCCGGUGAGACACCGCCUAAGUUCGUGAUCAUUGAUGAUGGGUGGCAGUCUGUCGGGGGUGACCCAACUCAGCAACCACCACCCCCACAAGAACCACCACAACAGCCACCGUUGAUGAGAUUGACAGGGAUUAAAGAAAAUUCCAAGUUUCAGAACAAGGAGGACCCAUCAAUGGGGAUCAAGAACAUAGUCAACAUAGCCAAAGAAAAGCAUGGGUUGAAGUAUGUGUAUGUGUGGCACGCCAUUACUGGCUACUGGGGUGGGGUCAGGCCAGGGGUGAAGGAGAUGGAGGAAUAUGGGUCGUUGAUGAAGUAUCCAACGGUGUCAAAGGGGGUGCUAGAGAAUGAGCCAACAUGGAAGAAUGAUGCAAUUGCAGUGCAGGGUCUGGGGCUGGUGAACCCAAAGAAUGUGUACAAGUUUUACAAUGAGUUGCAUAGUUACUUGGCCUCUGCUGGUAUAGAUGGGGUUAAGGUGGAUGUGCAGUGUGUGUUGGAGACUCUUGGGGGUGGUCUGGGUGGUAGGGUUGAGCUGACCAGACAGUAUCAUCAAGCUCUUGAUGCUUCUGUUUCUAGGAAUUUUCCAGAUAACGGGUGCAUUGCUUGCAUGAGCCACAAUACUGAUGCACUUUACUGCUCCAAACAAACGGCUAUCGUGAGAGCAUCGGAUGAUUUCUAUCCGCGUGAUCCCGUGUCGCACACCAUCCACAUUGCCGCAGUUGCAUACAAUAGUGUCUUCCUUGGAGAAUUUAUGCAGCCUGAUUGGGAUAUGUUCCACUCCCUCCAUCCAGCGGCUGAGUACCAUGGAUCAGCUAGGGCGAUCAGCGGUGGUCCCCUUUACGUAAGUGAUGCGCCAGGGAAGCACAAUUUUGACCUCCUAAAGAAGCUUGUUCUGCCAGACGGUUCAAUUCUCCGAGCACGCUUGCCCGGUCGGCCUACCAAGGAUUGCCUAUUCUUGGACCCUGCUCGUGAUGGUGUUAGCCUGUUGAAGAUUUGGAACAUGAACAAGUACACUGGAGUGCUUGGAGUGUACAACUGCCAAGGUGCAGCAUGGAACAGCGUUGAGAGAAAGAACACAUUCCACCAAACUAAAUCUGAAGCUAUAUCUGGCUAUGUUAGAGGCCGAGAUGUCCAUCUCAUUGCUGAAGUUGCCAUGGACUCCAACUGGAAUGGUGACUGUGCUGUCUACUGUCACCGGAGUGGUGAGGUUGUCACUCUACCUUACAAUGCUUCCAUGCCCUUGUCCCUCAAUGUCCUUGAGCACGACAUUUUCACCGUUACCCCAAUCAAGGUCUUGACACCUGGGUUCAGCUUUGCACCAUUGGGCCUCAUUGACAUGUUCAAUGCUGGUGGAGCCAUUGAGGCACUUAGAUAUGAAGCUCAUGGUGGUGCCCUGUUGUCAGAACUAGAAAAUAGAUAUAAAGGGGAAGGCAAUGGUGUUGCAAGCAAGAGGGUUGAGAACUUGAGCACAGAAGUAGUAGCAAUAGUUUCAAUGGAGGUUAAAGGGUGUGGCCGUUUAGGUGCUUACUCAUCGGCUAAGCCAAGGAAGUGUAUGGUGGGAUCAGCCGUGGCAGACUUUGCAUAUGAUUCAGAGUCUGGAUUGGUGACUUUGAACUUGGAUCGUAUGCCCGCGGAGGAUCAGAAAGUUCACAUUGUUGAGGUGGAAUUGUAAUUACUUAUUAUUAUUAGGCCAAAGUGAAGAGCAUGGUGGGGGAAUAUGUGAGGGCUUGGGCUUGUAUGGAAGGGAUGAUGUAUUUUCUCUUUGCUCUUUGUUUUACUUUUGGUCUGAUGGCUAUCCAUUGUAGUCGAUGGAGAAGUUGUUAGAAAUUCAGAAAUAAAUUUCUUUCUUUUUCUGUUAAGAAAAGUAGAACCAGGAACCAGCUCAGUUCUU